This is a messenger RNA of Coffea eugenioides, 669 nucleotides long. RefSeq lists its product as uncharacterized. Lineage: Eukaryota; Viridiplantae; Streptophyta; Magnoliopsida; Gentianales; Rubiaceae. The record is from RefSeq and is a predicted model, not a curated record. Bases 1 to 669 code for a protein of 222 amino acids. The transcript has a single exon.
AUGGGGAAGUUGCACGGGAACAACCUCGGAUCCGUGGUACUGGACCACCCGACUCCCGGCGGAGGGCGUCAGUUUAAGAUUUGGUCAGCCUCAUUCCGCCGCAUUAUAGUGGACACAGUUCGGUGCGGGACGCGGCAGCAUCAUAAGCACAACAACAUUGGCAAAUUAACCAUCCAAGAGUCCAAGCCCGAGCCCGACAUUGAUCUCACUGCAGUCACAACACUGAGAUCUGAGUUGAGUAAAGGUAGUACUAGCGACGGUAGGACUGAGACUAAGUAUCCAGCAAACACACCGCCCUCCGGAUCAGACAAGUUAUCAGACCUUCUGAAGUUAUCGGAAAAGGAAAACGAACCGGACGAGGAGGAGGCGGAGGCGGUGAAGAGGAAAGUGGAGGCACUGGAGGAAUUGAAGACAGUGGUGAAGAAUCUCCAAAAUAGCAGUAGCAGUGGCAGCAGCCAACAACUCGAGGAAAAUGAAAACCACGGCUUCUUAGCUCCAGAUAUUCGCGUGUUGGAGGCAGCCAAGGAGGUCAGCAGGCUCGCUAAAGGCGAUUCUCAAGCCAAAACCACUCUUGCUUUGCUCGGAGCAAUCCCCCCGCUCGUGGCUUUGCUAGACGCCCCCCCUGCCUUCGGAUGUCUGCCCCCGCUCGUAAUUUGUUUCAACAGUUAG